Phytophthora infestans T30-4 is the source of this 1434-nucleotide messenger RNA. RefSeq lists its product as uncharacterized. The record is from RefSeq and is a predicted model, not a curated record. The coding region runs from base 1 to 1434 and encodes 477 amino acids. The transcript has 4 exons. NCBI's taxonomy places the organism in Eukaryota, Oomycota, Peronosporomycetes, Peronosporales, Peronosporaceae.
AUGUCUGAAACACAACUUUCCGACCAAUAUCUUUACCAGAGCUCGCUCAAGAGUGAUCCGGAUAUUAAAGUCUCCUCUGGCAAGCGCGUGCCUUUCGUUAUCGAUCUUAAUCAGGGGUCAUACCAAAACGGUGUUAUUACUAUCGAUGCAACAUCCCAGCUUAAUGGAAGUGAAGGAUUUGCUUCGCUCCGUGAUGCCUACAUUAUGCUACCAUACAAGACUAUCGUUUCUAUGGCUGACUACAAGCUGUUUUGGAGCAAUAUUCGUGCUCAGACUGGAUAUAGUCCUCCGUAUGUUGAAAAGCAUGGUGCAGAGUCUUUCCUCUUCCCUGAUGCUGCUCAGUCGUCGAGGUACAGUGCUACGGGCUCUUUUACUGGAGACGGGUAUUCGAAUAACACAGCGUUCUCCUCCUCCUUCACCGCCGGCGCUAUCUCUGCCACAGCUUCAGUAGCAAAUGAUGGUUUUGUUAAGCACCUUCUUUCGAACCCAUUAAAUGCUGGAGCUGACUCAUCUACGUCGUGGCCUUCCACUGGUGCCGCAUCUGCUACAACCACCAUCGCCAAUCAGCUGGGACGUGGCGCUUUCGUGGCGGGUGGCUAUGCUGCUGGCGCUAUCAUGGGAACGUGGAACUUCAUGCUAAAAAUCAAGCUUGUUGAUCUCCACCCGAUUUUCAAGGAGCUUGAUCUUAUGGCUAGCCCUCAAAUCCGUCUUCGUUUCCGGGUUAAUCAGGGUACUUGUUCAACAGCUGGUUCUACUGCUGUUUCAUGGGGUGCUGUCGUCAAUGCGCUUGAACCUACUAUUGAUGGAACCUACAUGCCUUUCACGACUUCUCGACUGUAUGUCCCGUUUAAGGUCCGCUACAACGACCGUUAUGCACAGUGGUUUUACCAGCGCGCCGGUAUUGGCAAGCAAGGGACACAGCUUAAUGCUUCUUUCGAUCUGCAACUUUCGGCUUCUGUAAAGAAUGCGAAGUACGUCAUUCUUUUACCAUUUGCUGAGCAAACUGGAAACUUUACUACUGCUGCUGUUCAACAGUUUCAGAGUCCGUUUGAUACGGUUCCUUGGACACUUCAGCCUGGUUCGAGCAUUCGCAACUUCAAUGUCCGUAUCGGUUCGACUCAAUGCUUCGACAUUAGUCAUGACUACGAUUUCCACCAAUUCACAAACGAGUUCGCUAAAAUUGCUGCGAUUAAUGGUGAUCUGACCCCUGAGCUUCUGAAUGGACUGCUUGACUAUCAGACGUGGUCUCUAACUAACCGCAUCCUUAUCGCUGACGUUAGCCGCCUGACGGAGCGUGAUGUACCUCAGGCUAUUCAGAUCCAGGGUACAAACGCUGGUUGCCAGGGAACAAACAUGCUUGUUUUGGCUGUGAGCGAACAAGAGCUCUCCUACGAUCGUCUAACGGGAGAGGUUUUAGAUUUUACCACGGCUUAG